Messenger RNA from Cajanus cajan (pigeon pea), 946 nucleotides. RefSeq names its product RING/U-box superfamily protein. NCBI's taxonomy places the organism in Eukaryota, Viridiplantae, Streptophyta, Magnoliopsida, Fabales, Fabaceae. The record is from RefSeq and is a predicted model, not a curated record.
UAACGUGGCUUCACUCCCUCUAGCUACUAGCAUUAUCUUCUCAGUUUGAAGUGUAUAUUCUCAUUUCUCAGUCUCAUCCUUUCUUCAACUAUGGCCAAGUGGUUUUCUGAGACACUGAAAGCAACAAGGUGUAAGGAAGUUUUAUCUAUGUGGAUUUUGGCUGGCAGUGGCGGUUAUGCAAUUGAUCUUUUCAUGAGAGUUGUAGAGAGAAUUGUUUUUGCUCAAAUUACUUGCUUUCUGGCACUAGGAGGGUCUAUAAUGGGGAUAAUUUCAGGAGCCAUCAAAGGCCAUACAACAGAAGCUGGUUUUCUUGAUGGGGCUUGCAAAGGAGCUGUCACAGGGGCCAUUGCAGCACUAGAAUUGCUAAAUUUUGCUGCUGAUGAUGAGCCACUGUCUAAGAUUGCCCUAUUGAGGAGUUUAUUAAAUGGAAAGCUAUUUAUGGAAUGGAUAUGUCCAGCUGUUGCACGAGCCUAUCAAUGUCAUAUCAAUGCACAUGCAACAACUUAUAGAGAAGACUCAGACAUUUAUAAUGACAUUGUCAGAGGAAUCACAGCAAAAGGGAUGGCUUGGAAUAUCAUUCAAAAGCUUCCUGUUCAACAAUUCAGUUCCUGUAAGAUGUUGAAAUCAUACAAUGAACCAUGCUGCUCAAUUUGCUUGCAGGAUUUUGAGGAUGAAGAAUUUGUGAAGAAACUUCCAAAAUGUGGCCACUAUUUUCACUUAGCCUGCAUAGACAAAUGGCUAGUCCAACAAGGAUCAUGCCCCAUGUGUAGGAUUUAUGUUCCACAUUUAUGAAUUUGCGGCUGAAUUAUUUUUUUCAUUAUAUGUGGGAAUUGAACUUGUACCAAGAGAUUUACAACACUUACACAUUCUAUUCAACUAGUUAAGCUAGAUUCAUUUUAUAUUUAUCGCUGAAAUUGGAGUUGGAAAUAUCGUUUUUAUUUUCAUG